Messenger RNA from Melitaea cinxia (Glanville fritillary), 2301 nucleotides. RefSeq lists its product as uncharacterized. The transcript has 2 exons. Gene Ontology annotation, molecular function: protein binding. The coding region runs from base 1 to 2301 and encodes 766 amino acids. Lineage: Eukaryota; Metazoa; Arthropoda; Insecta; Lepidoptera; Nymphalidae. The record is from RefSeq and is a predicted model, not a curated record.
AUGGCUCACAAAUGUUGGGAAACAUGGCUGACAAUCGCAACAAUAUCUUUAGUGACGACAAUAACAACAGCCGACUUUACAACUGAAUGUCAGAGGCCUUGCGAAUGCAAAUGGCAAUCCGGUAACAAGGCUGCAAUUUGCUCGAACUCGAGCUUAAGAGCCGUACCCGCCAACCUCAGUAGCGACAUACAAAUACUAGAUCUCACAAAUAACAAUCUGCUACAGUUGCAUCAAGAAGCGUUCAAAAGAGUACAUCUGAGUAAUCUGAAAAAACUAUUCCUGAGAGAUUGCAAUAUCGAAACUGUGCAUAAAGCGGCAUUUAUAACACUGGCAAUAAUGAUAGAAUUAGACUUAUCAAAGAACAGAAUAAGAUAUUUACAUCCAGACACUUUCAAAAGCACCGAGAAACUUAGGUUAAUAAACUUAAAUAACAAUUUUAUCGAUAAGUUGGAGGACGGACUAUUUCGCAAUUUGAAGUUCCUUCAAAAAGUUGAGGUUAGUAAUAAUAGAAUAGUCAGGAUCGGAACGAAGGCGUUCGUAAACUUGCCGCAGUUAAAGAUAUUGAGAAUCGAUGGAAACAGUUUGAGCCAUAUGAAACCGGAAACUUUGAUGGCGUUAAGAAACUUAUCCGGAUUGGAUCUACACAACAAUCCAUGGCGAUGCGAUUGCAACUUGCAAACAUUCAGAGAUUGGGUGAUCAGCCACAACUUGUACACGCCUCCGACGUCAUGUGCGGAACCCGCUUCCAUCCGUUCAAAACUUUGGAACGAAUUAGACUCUUCGAACUUUGCCUGCCGGCCUACUAUAUUGGAGCCGGUGCCGGACGCGACAAUCAAAAGUUAUGAGGAGAACGUGACUUUAAUUUGCAAAGUCGUCGGUAAUCCCACGCCAGACGUCGUGUGGCGUUACAAUGGAAAGACGAUUGAGUUGAGGUCGUUUGGAGAAAUCCGCUACGUUGUUACUGAAAAUACAAUGGAUUUAAUCAGAUGGGUGAAUUUGACAAUACUUCAUACACGUUACAGUGAUAGAGGGAAUUACACUUGCGUCGCCGAAAACCCUGGAGGGAAAGACGAGAAAACAUUGACACUUGUACUAUCAAAAUAUGGAGGAGCUGGUACCAUAGCUGGUAUGGAUGUGGACUCCUUUGUAAUUUUAGUUGGCUGUUUGACGUCCAUUGUUAUUAUAUUCAUGGCUAUACUAGCUGUGUGUUAUUUUACGACACAGAAUGGAAAAAGACUGAAUAAAACGGAUAAUCGUUCCUCGAAUGGAGAAGCUUUAAUAGAAAGUUCAGUUGCUUCAGAAGUCGAAAAAGGUUGUAAAACAGAUGUUAAUCCCGUCACUAAGCCGCCGAGAAAGUAUGAACCUCCUUCCCUCGCGAACGCCGCAACAGAAAUGUUGGAGCUUAACAAGACUUUACUGGAUAACGACACUGUUUUAGCAUCGAACGAAGAUCACAGACGACUGGAAAUGGAGAUGCCUAAAAUCUCAAAAGAGAUAAUUCAGGAUCGAAUAUCUCAAGAUUCCCAGGCUUAUCCUCCCGACCUUCUCUCUUUUCCACUGCGACCUACUGACCACAUAUCGCCUGCCAACGGAAUUUCGACUGGUCAAGAAAGAUUUUCAGUCCCGCAAGAUAGUCCAAAAUCCCCGAGUUACGGCGUUUCGUCGAUAAACUCGUCAAUAUACAGCCGACUGCAUAAUUCUAGCUAUCAAGACAUACCCCUCAUAAACACUAAAGGCUACGUAACACUACCCAGAAAACCGAGAUUAAACCACCCAGAAAACUCACUACGGCCACAAGUGUUUUCAACAUUAAACGGAGUCAUACCAUCUUAUGACAAUUUUAACAUGAAAUUGUUUGGAGCCGGUGGGAAUUAUUGCAGCCUUAAUAAAAGCGAGAUGGACUUAGGUCCUGUAGAUAAAGUCGGGUUUCUAGACGCUUCAGAUGACAUUGAACCGGCCCCUUCACCAGCGCCUGGAACCCCUCACGCUACAAUUCCAAGAAAUAGCUUAAGUUCACCAAACAUACACAACCAAUUGCUAAUGCUCCAAGCUAUGGCAAAUGCAAAUGGACAUGCCAAGAGGUCAUCAGACCACAGAUCUAUGAAAGUGACCUUGACGGAGAACGAAGGGCUUUUAAAGAGUUCGAAUCGAGAUUUGAGAAUAGGUUAUAGUGUAAAUGUCGCCAGUACGUUAAGUAAGGCGCGAACAAUUACGAAUCCAACCCCGAAGCCGAGAAAACGAAAUUCAGUUGACGUAAAAGAGACAUUUUUAAAUGCGAUCGAGAAUGCCACUCAGGUGUAA